Messenger RNA from Orycteropus afer afer, 2279 nucleotides. It is a transcript of the gene NAP1L1, whose product is annotated as nucleosome assembly protein 1 like 1. The record is from RefSeq and is a predicted model, not a curated record. Gene Ontology annotation, cellular component: chromatin; nucleus. Gene Ontology annotation, molecular function: chromatin binding; histone binding. Gene Ontology annotation, biological process: nucleosome assembly. NCBI's taxonomy places the organism in Eukaryota, Metazoa, Chordata, Mammalia, Tubulidentata, Orycteropodidae.
CUCGCGGCGCCGCCUCUUGCUCCUCCCGCUGCCGCCCUGAGUCAUUCCCUGCGCAGCUCCUGCCGCCUGGCUUCGCGUUUUAGCCGCCGAUAUUUGGCGUUCUUACAACAUGGCAGACAUUGACAACAAAGAACAGUCUGAACUUGAUCAAGAUUUGGAUGAUGUUGAAGAAAUAGAAGAAGAAGAAACGGGUGAAGAAACAAAAAUCAAAGCGCGUCAGCUGACUGUUCAGAUGAUGCAAAAUCCUCAGAUUCUUGCAGCCCUUCAAGAAAGACUUGAUGGUCUGGUAGAAACACCAACAGGAUACAUUGAAAGCUUGCCUAGGGUAGUUAAAAGACGAGUCAAUGCUCUUAAAAACCUUCAAGUUAAAUGUGCACAAAUAGAAGCCAAAUUCUAUGAGGAAGUUCAUGAUCUUGAAAGAAAAUAUGCUGUUCUUUAUCAGCCUCUAUUUGAUAAGCGAUUUGAGAUUAUCAAUGCAAUUUAUGAACCUACGGAAGAAGAAUGUGAGUGGAAACCAGAUGAGGAGGAUGAAAUUUCAGAGGAGCUAAAAGAAAAGGCCAAGGUUGAAGAUGAGAAAAAGGAUGAAGAAAAAGAAGACCCCAAAGGAAUUCCUGAAUUUUGGUUGACUGUUUUUAAGAAUGUUGAUUUGCUCAGUGAUAUGGUUCAGGAACAUGAUGAACCUAUUCUGAAGCACUUGAAAGAUAUUAAAGUGAAGUUCUCAGAUGCUGGCCAGCCUAUGAGUUUUGUUUUAGAGUUUCACUUUGAACCCAAUGAGUAUUUCACAAAUGAAGUGCUGACAAAGACAUACAGGAUGAGGUCUGAACCAGAUGAUUCUGAUCCCUUUUCUUUUGAUGGACCAGAAAUUAUGGGUUGUACAGGGUGCCAGAUAGAUUGGAAAAAAGGAAAGAAUGUCACGUUGAAAACCAUUAAGAAGAAGCAGAAACACAAGGGACGUGGAACAGUUCGAACUGUGACUAAAACAGUUUCCAAUGAUUCUUUCUUUAAUUUUUUUGCCCCUCCUGAAGUUCCUGAAAGUGGGGAUUUGGAUGAUGAUGCUGAAGCUAUCCUUGCUGCAGACUUUGAAAUUGGCCACUUUUUACGUGAACGUAUAAUCCCACGAUCAGUGUUAUACUUUACUGGAGAAGCUAUUGAAGAUGAUGAUGAUGAUUAUGAUGAAGAAGGUGAAGAAGCGGAUGAGGAAGGGGAAGAAGAAGGAGAUGAGGAAAAUGAUCCAGACUAUGACGUGAAGAAGGAUCAAAACCCAGCAGAGUGCAAGCAACAGUGAAGCAGGAUGUGUGUGGCCUUGAGGAUAACCUGCACUGUAAUAGCCUAAACACAACUAUUAUUUACUUACAGCCUUAUCUUUCUGUAUUUUCUUGGUAGACUGUAAUUUUUUUAAAGGAAAGGAGCUGAUUUUAAACACAAAUUUGUUCUACCUAACAUUUUAACUAUAGUUUUCUGUCAGAUAUGUUGAAUGCAGAAAUUCUCUCAGGCACGUUCAUUCAUUGCUGCGUAGUUUGGUUCUUAUGGAGUAUUUUUAUCAUUAAAAUACAGCUUAUGUAAUUGACAAUUGAUAAACUAAUUUCUUGUUUUAUGAAUUAUUUUCCUGAAGAACCAAAGUACUUUUUUCAGCUGGUAGUGGAAUGAGUUUAAAUCUGCUUGCAUUAGCUGUGCCUUUUAUUACUGUUACCGAAGUGCAGUGACUUUAUACUAAAAGAGACAAUUCAUUUUUUUUUUUUUUUUUUAACUUGAUGAGACCAAGUAGAUGGUUAAGAAUUUCCAGUAAGACUUCAUCUGAUAAUACCAGAUUGUAUAUGGAUUUUUGCAUUUUAGUGACAUAAUUAACUAUAAAGAAGCCUAACUCAUAGUAUGUGGUGUUGGUUGCCACAAGGAAGUGAAUAAAACUUAGUAUUUUCAGAAGUUAACCUCAUACUAUUUAACUGUACUUUUAAAUUUAACCUCCAUUAACUAAGCAUCUUUUCUUUGUGGUAGGGUCUACCUUCUGCUUCCCUGGAAAGGAUGACUUUACAUCAUAUGACAAGCCUAUUUCAAGUUUUUUUUUUGUUGUUGUUGUUUGUUUGUUUGCUUGUUUUUGUUUUUGCAACCUAAAAUAAAAAUGUCAAAUAUAAUUUUAGUUCUCAUAAGAUAAUGUUUUAAUUUUAUAUUGAUUCAGGUAGAGGCAGAGAGGUCUAGCUUAAAAUGUUUGCCCGUUUUUUUUUACCAUAUUGGAGAAAAGCAUGCCAAGUUUGGAAGAUGGUACUAUAGCUGCUAAUAAGCAA